This is a messenger RNA of Balearica regulorum gibbericeps (East African grey crowned-crane), 996 nucleotides long. The record is from RefSeq and is a predicted model, not a curated record. NCBI's taxonomy places the organism in Eukaryota, Metazoa, Chordata, Aves, Gruiformes, Gruidae.
GAGGAAUGGGUGGUUAUGGUGGAGGAAUGGGUGGCUUUGGUGGCCCCGGUAGAGGUGGCCCUGGAAUCCAACCUGUGCAAGUUGACUCAACCCUCCUACAGCCAGUCCAUGUUGAGAUUGAUCCCCAGAUCCAGCAAGUCAAAAACCAGGAGAAGGAACAGAUCAAGACUCUUAACAAUCAGUUUGCCUCUUUCAUUGAUAAGGUCCGCUUCCUGGAGCAACAGAACAAGGUCCUCUCCACCAAGUGGGAGCUCCUCCAACAGCAAGGGCCUUUGGGGCCAAGGAAGAACCUCGAUCUCAUCUUUGAAAAUUACAUCCAGAACCUGAGGAGGCAGCUGGACUCAAUCCUGUCACAGAGGGGACAGCUGGAGUCGGAGCUGCAGAACAUGCAGCAAUACGUGGAGGAUUACAAAACCAAGUAUGAGGAAGAGAUCAACAGGCGCACAACUGCUGAGAAUGAGUUUGUGGUGCUUAAGAAGGAUGUGGACUGUGCCUACAUGACUAAAGUAGAGUUGGAAGCCAAGGUGGGAGCUCUGACCGAUGAAAUCAACUUCCUGAGGUGCAUCUACGAGGAGGAACUGUCUCAGAUGCAGACAAUCAGCCGGGACCUGUCCGUGGUGGUGUCCAUGGACAACAACCGUCACCUGGAUCUGGAAAGCAUCAUCGAGGAGGUCAGGCGUCAGUACGAGCAGAUUGCUCAGAGCAGCAGAGCUGAAGCUGAGGCUUGGUACCAGAGCCAGAACCAGCAGCUGCAGGCAGCUAUUGCUGAGGCCGAGGAGCGGGGUGAGAUGGCCCUCAAGGAUGCCAGGUUAAAACUGGAAGAGCUGGAGUGUGCCCUGCAGAAAGACAAGGAGGAGCUGGCUCGCUUGCUGAAGGAGUACCAGGAGCUGCUGAACAUCAAGAUUGCCCUGGACGUUGAGAUUGCCAUGUACAGGAAGCUGCUGGAGGGAGAGGAGAACAGGCUGUGCAAUGAUGGCAUGUCCAACGUCAAUGUCU